Messenger RNA from Peronospora matthiolae, 237 nucleotides. Lineage: Eukaryota; Oomycota; Peronosporomycetes; Peronosporales; Peronosporaceae. The record is from the annotation of a GenBank genome assembly.
AUGACUCUUGUCCUGCCUCUGACGUUUGGUGUGUCCGUAGUGGCUGGCUCAAAAUCGUUUAGUCGUCGUUGUCGUGUUCCUUCGUCGUUCUUGUGGUUUGUUAUUGUUGUCUUGAUCGUCGUUAUUGUGCUUCUUUUGUCGUCUUCAUCGCCAUCUGCGUCGCUCGGUCUCCGAUUUGCCAUCACCAAUUCCAUCAAGAAACACAACGCCCACAUUUUCCUGUGCGUAUACAUCUAA